Cladophialophora yegresii CBS 114405 is the source of this 1077-nucleotide messenger RNA. RefSeq lists its product as uncharacterized. Lineage: Eukaryota; Fungi; Ascomycota; Eurotiomycetes; Chaetothyriales; Herpotrichiellaceae. The transcript has 2 exons. The record is from RefSeq and is a predicted model, not a curated record. Bases 1 to 1077 code for a protein of 358 amino acids. Gene Ontology annotation, molecular function: protein binding.
AUGAGCUCGUCACACGUUGAGCGCGAAUCCUUCCACAGAUCGGAGCACGACACUGACAAGCAUAUCCGGCACAAACUAUCCAGCUCUGGGGUGGUGAUAAGAUGUGCCGUCUCGGAAAAGUACAUCGUGUUGAGCCUGGACGAUAAGACGAUCCACGCGUUUUCGGCAGUGGGGGAGCCUAUCGUCGUGUUCCGAGAAGAUCAUCUGCAGAAUGCUUGGUCAUUGGCCUUUCGUGACGAUGUUCUCCUCUCUGGCGAGAUAGGCGGUAUGAUUCGGUGUUGGGAUCUGGCCGAGCGGCGUCUCACACGCAGUCUUACCGGACAUACGCAAACGGUUCGCGGCUUGAGGUUCGUCGACGCGAAGACAGUGGUGUCGGCCUCUAGGGACGCGCUGCUGAAGAUCUGGGACCUGGAGACCGGAUCGUGCCAGGCCACGCUCUCAGGCCAGGGGGACUCCAUUCUGGAUCUGGCCAUCUUCGGAGUAUUCGCAGUAUCCGCUGGUAAAGACGGCACUGCCAAAGUGUGGAGCCUUCGCGAGCAAAGUAACGUGUCAACCCUGGCUGGGCAUACUGGACCCAUCUACCGCGUUGUCUGUCACAGUGACGGGGUGGCAAGGAGAGUAUAUACCGGAAGUACGGACCACGAUGUCCGCGUUUGGGAUCUUAGCACCGGACAACCUCUCGCCGUCCUGGAGGGCCACGAAUCAUUAGUCACCCACAUCUGCGUCGAUGGCUCUGUUGUGGUGACUGGCGGUGCUGACGGGAAUAUCGUCAUCUGGUCGUGGCAGGACCAUUCAAUCCUGCAAUUGAUCUCGAAAGCGCACGAAGGGGCAGUAACCUCGCUGGAUGUACGGGGUGGACAAAUCCUGAGCGGCGGGAGUGAUGGCGCCGCCAAGAUGUGGGAUUUGAAGACCGGAAAACUGCAGAGGCAGCUGGGAAUAGGCUCCGAAGCAGUAUGGAGUGUGUCUUUGGGCCGAGGGACCAGCCAGACCCGUGCGGCCAUUGUAGCGUCGGCUCAACCAUCCCAAUCUCCGGGCGAUCGACCUAUCGACGCAGUUCUCGAGGUGAGUGGGCGUUGA